CUGUUACAUAAGGCCAUGCCGCAGUUUCAGAUCGUUCUACUGUUUGUGGUUGCUAAAUUAUUGCUCCUUCAACACGCCCUUGCGGUAAUGGGCGAUGAAGACGUUCCAUCGAAAAAGGAUGACAUGCAACGGCAUCGAGCAAAAAGAUGGCUUUGGGACGGUAAGUUAUCUCAUGUACUUUACUAAUAUUUCGUAUUUCUGUAUUCACUUGUAGGCAGUAGUACACUGAGUAAAGUCUUUAUCAGAUAACGGAGGCUUGGCAAAAUACGUUUCCUAUAACAAGGUUUCGUUAAAUCGAGGUUCUUUUUCCUGAUAUCUUUUACUAAUUUCUGGGGUGAAGAAUAUCUUCCGUUAUAGUGAGAACUUCGCUGUACAGACGUUCGUUGUAUCGAGUUUUUUUUUUCAUAUAUUUUACUAUUUCCGGGGUAAAGAUUAUCGUUCGUUAUAAUGAAGACGUCUCUAAAGAGAGGUUCCAAUAUCGAGGUUCCUCUGUACAUACAAUUCAUUAUCAUGAAGCGUUCUCUUUUAACAAAAUACUAGCUAAGUCAAAGUGAAUACCUUUUAAAUGAAAGCGAUUGCCCAGUGCUUCAGGUUGUAGUGGAAGCUCAGUUUCUCUUUAUGUUUUACUUUCCAAGAUGAACUUGUUCAGUUUUUGUUACCCUUUUCAGUGGAGUGCUAAUUUCUGUUCUUAGGGCAAAUGUUUAGAACAUUUUCGCUGUGCAACCGUUAAAAAAGAUGAUUCAAUAAAAGAUGCUUUACGCCCCAAGCGCUACUAUUUUUUAACUAAAUGAACUGGCAGGUUAAGAAUUGUUAUCCAGUUAACGACUGCCUUAUUUCAAACCCAAGUAGUUUUGAGAGGUGGAACUCUGAAUGCCUUGUCUUACAGUUAAAGAACUGCAGAAGAUGCGAUCGAUUCUCCUUUGCGCAGGUCAAGGGAGUUUGAUCGACCCGUUAUUAUUUCAUAUAAUCGUUUUUUUAUUAAUGUCACAAAAAUGACAAUGGCAAAGAGUCCAGAACCCUUUUCUCAUAAACUCUUUUUAAUUAAUAAAAUCCGAUUUGUUUUAUUUUAUAUGAUAAGCUAGAAGGAAAUCAGCUUUUAAGUCAUGAUGCGCCAGGUAUCAAUUUAUCAUUGUAAAUACUAUUGGUGAUUUCCUUGUUUGUUUAGUUAGUUAGAUUCGUAUUAUAGAACUAUAUUUGUGGACAACUGUUAAUUCAGGAAGGCGCAUUGUUUUGAAGAAUGAUUGGAGUGUACAUGCGAAGUUUUUGAAGAAAGAAUUUUGUGACCAAUUAUAUCACCGAAGUCAAAGAUCAAUCUCAUACCUAUUAGCUCUACUACUUGUAAAUGAUUCAAAUAACCUCAUCUUUGCUUUAUUUCAAACAGUUUUUGUUGUCAUUUGUGUAUGAGAAUUGUUAGCUAUUCUGAUAUUCUUCAAGCCACUUUACAAGCCCAUCAGACCACAGAAAGAUACCGAAUAGUCCGUCUAUUUCCGUUUAAGUACCAUGAAUCGGUUUCUGAAGGAUUAUGAAUGGCCGAUCGUUUUAGGCAUUGAAUCCAAGUUUGUCAGCUCUAAGAAACGGCCUGAAUCCGACAAAGAUAAAAAUAAAAUGUCCUUAUAUGCACCGCAUCUACAAAAUCGACCUUUCCCUGCCAAAAGUUCAGUCUUAACAAUCCAGUCACGUCCAUUUGAGUUUAUCUUCCUACUACGUGCUACACUCCACUCUAGUUAAGUGGAGUUUUCCGAUAGGAAUUACAAAACCGAGCUAACCAAACAAAAAUAUUGACAUAAAUUUCAGGUAGUUUUGGAAUGCAUUUUCUUAUCCCAGAUCAAUCGAAGAUCCUUGUCGAAAACAGUCGAAAAUCUUUGUCAGAAUGUUUGUUUUGUAUAGUAGUUCUUUAGUCCAAUUCCUUGUCAAUUGUAGAUGAGAGACUGUUGUUUUCAUUGCUCUGGGGAAAUUCGUUGUCAACAAAAGUUGUUGACUAUGUAAAUAACUACCAUUAAGUAGUUAACGAAUUCUCUGUCUUAGUAAUUGCAUUAGGUUUAUUGAUAUGUUUGUAUUGUUCAGAAACUUUUUUUUACUAGAAUUCCUCCCCAUUUUGUUUUUCCGCAAGUUCGCCUGGAACGGAUAUUAAAAGAAAAUUGUGAAAUAGUUCUUUUCAGGAAAAUUAAAUGACACGCUUUUGGGUCAAGAUUCCUUUUUAGUAGCAUUCAAUUCCUUUUUAGUGACAUUUAGUCUUUGCAUUCACCAAAAAUAUUCCCACCACUAAGCAAAAGCUUUCCUCCUCGCUUAGUAAAGAUAAGUUUCUUCUCACAACCCUCUGGGGGCAUAAGAAAGUCUACCUGAAGUGAUCAACCAUUUUGUCACAUGUAUCGCCUAAGAUCACGAAGUUAUUAAAACGAGUCUUUUUUUAGUCAUUGUUCAGCCGUACGGGUUUUUUUUUAGUCCUAACAAAUAUCCUGUAUCAGCAAGUGGAUGACACAAACGUUUCAACAAAUUAAGAGGAAAUUUGUAAGCCAUUAGUUUGGUUUGUCACAGGUAAUUCAUCAUUAUCGAUGAAGCAGAACGAAUAGUUCAGCUCAAGAUAAGGCCACUUUGGAAUUGGACCGCUUUAUGACCGUGUAUCGAACCUGCAAGUAAACUCUAGACUGACUAGACGGUCGCACUGUAUUAGGCAGCACUGUAUUAAGCACGGGACUAUAAACAGUCACUUCACUCAAACGGCCCCGACGAGCCUGCUUCCAGUCUUCACCUCUAUUUCACUGUCAUUAAAAAAAGAAAAUUUGAAGCAACAAGAAAUAAAAAUAACAACAACUGGAUUUCCUUUAUUUACCCACGGCGCAGAGUUUAGCACAAAGUCUAUAGUCAGAGCGUUUUCACUCACGUGACCAACAGCUACAACUUGUAUGCAUAACUUAUUGGAACAAACGAAAUUUUUACCAAAGAAAAAUGCUCCUCAAUUCUCAUAGCACUGGUUUGGGACACCAACAUAAAUGCAAUAAAAUUUAAGGUUCAACUAUGCAACCCACCGUUGAAAACUUUAAAACCAUUUGAACUUACCUGACCUCUCGGGAAACAGCCCUCAAAUUCAUGAAUAUUAUUGGUCCGUUUGCAAAAAAACUUGAGAAUCAUUUGUUUUCAAAAAACGUUGUGAUUCGAUAAUCUUCUUCCAAGUGCCCAGAUUCGAGUAAUCGCACUGUAAGUAAAAUGAAAAUGAAAGCCAUUUUUGCCUUUUUUUUAACCUUUUUUUAAUUACACACAUCUAUUGAGCGUGACUUUUAAGAGUACUAUAACUUUUAUAAACAGACAAAUCUUAGCUGAGGCAAACUGAACAAUUUUAAAUUUUCCCUAUAACAAUUAAUGUCUUUCUUUUGAUAUUAUAGAAAAACUGUAUAAUAUUCACUAUUGUUUGAGUAGACCCUAAUUCAGUCAGCGUCAUUUUUGCAAACAGAACUUGGUGCGACGAAAAUCCUUUUUGAUCAUGUGCAAGUGCAUUCUCCUAUCCUGAUGGGAGAGUUGGAAAGUUUUUCCUCUGAACUACUGUAUGUUUCGAUGUUUCUCGCUAUUUUGAACAGUGUGGUUUAAUGUACGAACUGCUGGCCUCAAACCGCGGGUAGUCCAACCGCUAAGCUAAGGGGGGGGGUUGGGUUCGCACGUUAUCAAUUAGGGACCUGAAAUUUUCGUAUAAGGGUACAUAACAACGUAAUCCCAAUAAGUUGAUAAAUUUUUAAUCAAGUUGCCCGAAAAAUCAGAAGUUGCUCCAAAUGGUAAAGGUUACUAGAAAGUUGCUUCUUGUAGCAAAAGUUGCUAAAAAAAUUGCCGAGCAACGUGUGGCUGACGCUACCUGGGCUAUAUUGCUAAUAGAAAUCCUACAUUGGAAAUCCUGGAUUUCUGACAGGUACAGAGCUUCGGGUCCCUUUACUUUUUCUCCGGACCACAACCUUGGUCAACUUUUUAAUACAUAUUUUAAAAUAACCUAAACACAACUGGCAAUUUUUGUGUCUGACUCGUAAUAAGCGAUUUCCGAGAUCCAAAAUCCGCCACUUUUAAAAAGAGGCCAAGUGCAAAACCUUUCUUGUGAAAAUGAGAUUUAAUUGCAUAAAAUAAAAAUGGAAAAAAAAAGUCAUUUCCAUAUCAAUAGGUUGGCACUUAACCUCACUUUGAAACAGAGGCCUAGGGCGACUCGGAAAUUGUCCUGGGAGUAUAAUAGUGGUUUGAAUUUCCGAAUCAAUUUAGGUUUCUGGGAAACUGCCCACCUACCCUUUCCCUAAGCCGUCAUUUUGCACUAAGUGAGAAGUAAGUGUUUAUGUUAGUUUAGGGGAGGAGCAGGUUGGCUGUUUGCCAAUUGAUUCGAAUUUCCUUUCUUUUGGCACAAGGAAGGAUAGAAAACUCUAAGCACUUUUCCUUCUAUUUGCUAAUAUCAUCUUCGUUUUAUUCACUUAGUUUCAGUUACUGAUCUAACCUUCAAUUUUAAUCUCAGUUACUGAUCUUACCAUUAAUUGUUAAACUGAUGCAAUUAUAAAGCGGGUCGGUUGGCCAUUCUUCGUAACUUAGCGCCUAUGUAUAAGUUUACUGUACUAUACUUUGUUUUUUUUCAACAUAGCACUCACUUGAAAAUAAUGAGGUUUUCAAAUAUAUAUGGACGCUUUUGAAUCGGUUUUAAGAGCUAACAAAAUUUCCUUUUUAGACUCAGGGUGUGGUUUGAUUCCCGGCUGUGAUGAAUGUACUGAUGGUCUAGUGUGUAAGACCUGCAAACAAUCCUUUAUACCUGUAGAGUACGAAAGAAAUAGAAAGAUAAUCAUUCGAUGUACGCGAUCGUGCCCGGUGGGCUUCAACAUCACCUCAAGACAGGGAUAUUCCAGGAUAUGUAUCAGGACAGAGCUUGGUAUGUUAUACAGUAAGCAUGCCAUCUUUGUAGCGUCUAUAGAGAUACUCUCGACUGACGUGUUUCCCCUGAGAUUUUAGACCAAAUGAUGCCGGUUUAGGUGUAUAUGAAUGCGUAUAUUACAAAACGUCAAAGAAUUAUUGUCCUGAGAAGGUAACAUGGUCUGAAAGGGAGGAGCUGAUAAUACACAUUCGGCUUAAAAAACAUCCGGGUUGUACUUUAGGCCACUGGAUACGUGUAGUAGAGUUCAAACGCUAAACUCCAUAGAAGGACUGUUGGUUGUAUUAAAUAAAUAGAUAAACCAUGCACAGAAAUAACGUUUUACCAUGUAAUCAACCCUUUUGAAAGGGCUAAAACGCAUCUAGUUUCCAAUAGCCCACGUUCGAUAAUUUACAUUAAAAUUCUAACAUGACUCCGAGACUUUAGGGUACCAACUGCAAAGUUUUCACAUUCGACUCUAUAUUGUCUCGCAAUUUCCAGAUGAGACUUCAACACAAAGAAAACCAAACCAAACAAAGAAAAAUGACCAGAAAGCCCCGGAGUCAUGUUGCAAUUUUAAUAUAUCGAACGUGGACUAUUGAAGCGGGUGAUCAAUGUAGGUUUCUGGGAAACUACCCACCUACCCAUCCCCUAAGCUAACAUUAACACUUACUUCUCACUUAGUGAAGAGAGAAUAUAGGGAAUGAUCAACAAGUUGUUAUAAUGAGAAAUUUAAGUUAUUGAAAGUACAUAGAACUGGUCAAAAGUGUUUGAAUGAAUGAAUGAAUGAAUGAAUUACAAUGAAUUAAUGAGCGAACAUUUCAACCUUGAAUCCUACUGUUUUCUAAGGCAUAAGAUUGUCCUCCCAGCAAAGUGAAGCCAUUUCAUUCAAGUAAAAUCCAACUAGUGGUCUAUUAUCAAUGCUGUGUUCUGAUUGGUUGAGCUACUACUAGGCUAUAAUGUUAUAGCCCACUAGUAGCGAAAAUCGCAUGAUUUUUGGCGGCAAAAACGGAUUAAAGACUUGCUUUAAGUUGUUUUGUCUGGAUAUUUUUGACCAACUGGUUGGAUUUUACUAAAAACAAUUAUUCCGCUCUUCCUCAUAGCCUCCGAGUCAAUAGCCCAUUCGGCCUUCGGCCUCAUGGGCUAUUGACUCAGAGCCCAUUCGGGCUCGAGGAAUAAUUGUUAAUUAGUCUGAUUCUUGGAUCGCUUGCAUUCAUGAAAUAACGUGGUUUAAUCACGUACCAGAAGACAAAAAAAAAUACACAGAACUAACCCAUUUAUACCACGCCUCUUCUCACUUCAGGUCGAUUAAACAAGAUUGCUCUACGCACGCAGAUUUUGGAGAAGCGAACCAAACCAAAUUCGAAUGGCAAGUGCUGAUUUUCUUGGGCGUAUCCCUGUUUCACUUCUGAGGCUGAGACAUAAUAUUGUCGCAAAAGAGCAGCUUAAAGAUAAUCGACCUCCUUUCAUGUAGUCUUCUGGAAGGUUACCCGGAGGUUUAAGAAAUAAUAAACCCCCAUAUGGCCUGCUAGAACCUGGACUUUUAUAACGCCUUUCGCUACAAUUGUAGCUUUGUCCUCAAAGUGAGCCAUCCAGCUCGGUGACAAUUUUGCGUUCACGUUCUCGGCUGUUUGGGGAUUAAUAGAGUAAGAGACACCAAUAACCCAAGUCCUUCAGAGCUAAUACCCCGUUGACUUAUUGACCCUUUUGUAAGUUAAGUGGGAAAUGUUUCUAUAUAAGUAAAAACGGAUCGGAAUGAUUCAGCGCAAAUCACUUUGCCUGCGAAUUCAGCUGCCUCUCUCGUUUCCCUUCGUGGAGGACGUUUCUAAAUGUCACAGCGUUGGGGAGCAAUGAGAGCAGAGAGGGGCUGUGUUCACAGCUUACGAAGCAUUUUGAAAGCACUAAAACCUAGUGGAAUUAGCUUCCUUCCUUCCAGUCGCCGUAAGUGGUUUAUUCUAUACUAACUGUACGAAUCUUUGAUUGUCAAUCAUCAUAUACUUACAGAAAUUCGUUCAUUCAUUCGCGUGGGGUGAAUGGAUAAGCAGCGUUUUAUGUUGCUGUGAAUUUGUUCGAUUUGUUUUCAAGGUUGUACUGCACGAAACUGCGAUGACUGCCACCAGCACAGUCCUGCAAGCUGCGCGAAUUGCACUCAAGGAUAUUACUCACUUCAGAAAAAGAUUAUGGGAAACGUGAGAUGUGUGAAAAACUGCCCAAUUGGUUUCACACCCUCCAUGGACAGUGACGGAAAGAAGCUAUGCAAAGAUACACAAUCAAGUAUGUAAUUCCUUUAUUUCGCAUUGUGUAAAGGAUCGAGAACUAUUUAAUUAUAGCAUUCAGUUGCAUGUUAGCUAUCUCUGUAUGACUAGAAACGCAACAUGGGACACAGACCCGGCUGGAAAGGCAGAAGCACAUAAUGUUUGACCCUAUUCAGCUGUCCAUGCCGGUACAGGAUAUCGUGAUUGAUUGCCGAUCUCUCUGGGCUGAAUACGGCAUACCAUUUGCGAACUAAUUCUAAACAGGUUCUAAUUGUAGAAACUCAGAGCAUUGUUUUGUUCGAUGUUCUUAACUGUGCUCUUAAACAGUGAUUGUUGUCCUUUAUAUGGCAGGGUUUUUUUAGAUGUUCUUUUUACCUAAAAAUGGUUCACCCCUUUACCCAAACUUGACUCAAGUAACCCCUCCGGAACACAAACGAUCAAUCAAAUGCUGGCUAAAUUGUGAAGGCCUCAAGAUUUCAAGAGGUUAAAAAAAAUGGAAAUCGCAAGACGGUAUUUUUCAGUACUGUCUAGUGCGAACUGACAGAUUUUGGGCGAUUUAAUUACGACGCAAUUUCUAAGCUCUUAGAAGCAAUAGUACUAAAAAGUUUCUAUAAAAUGAUAUAAUGAGGGUGUUUAAAAUCGCUUCCUUUAUUUUCAGAGUGUAAACCCAUCGUGCCUAAUUGUGCCAAGUGUCUCGAUAGCCUCCGUUGUCGGAAAUGUAGGAACGCUUUUCACGCUUUCUUUAACAAAUCUGGCAUGGUUUGUGUUCGGAAAUGUCCAAAAGGACUUGUGCCCUUUAAUUCAAGCUACUUUGGCAAAUACUGCAAAAAGCCACUUGCAGGUGAGUCGUUCCGUACACUACUGUUUUAGUAACAGGUUUGAGUUCCCGUUAUGUGUGUCAGUGAGUCAAAAUAACUAAUUUUGAUAGUAUUAUAUGUAUGAAAACUUAAUUUUGUAAAUAGCUUUAACAUUGUCUUAUUUAUUUUUAUCUCUUAUUCUGUUUGUUUUAGUUUGCAGUGGCAUACCUUUAUGUAAAUUAGCUGUUGAAGUUUUCAUUUAAACUAAUCCAUAUAGCUAAGCAUAUGUUCCACUUUAAAUAGAGUACUGUUAAUUAUUGGUAUUGUUCCUUGAUAACGGUUUGGCCCAUUUGACGUCGAAGGUAACAGGGUAGCUCCCGAUCAACAAUUAAGCAAUUCCCCGUUGAAAAUGAAGCCACUGACGUUUGUUUCCCGUGCACCAAAAGCCUGGUUAAACCAAGGCUAACCAUGGUGCAAGCCUAGUUCAACCAACCAAAGCUUACUAAUGUUUUCAAAUUAAACCGGAUGCAUAUGUGCAAAAAGCCUGGUAUUCCUGGUAAGCGUAGCAAGCCUUGUUAUUCUGUAGACCAGGAAAAACAGGGUUCAACUAGACUCUUUAAAUGAUGAAUUAACCAUGAUAGGACUAACAAAAGACAAAAAAAGUAAAAGUGUGUUUAAUAGGGAAAAGGUAUCAGAGUGGACUAAGAAACAAAUUUUGUUUAGUACUUAGUCUGGGUCGGGUUGCAUGAAACAUCUUAAGAUUAAGGGAACUCGUAACUAUUUGUACAAAACAAUAGGUUAAUGUUUCAGAACAAAAGUUAGGAGAGCUCUUAUCUUAAGAAAGCUUUAUGCAACCUGGCUCUAGCCCCCAUUGCAUCUGACAUUCAAAUUUGCCAUUAAAAAGCUGAUUGAAUUAAUUGCUUUCUGGUCAGAAUGCAGAUAUGUUGCUAAUUGUGCUAGAUGCCCUGACAAGAUCAACUGCCGGAGAUGUAAGCCAAGAUAUUUUAAGAUCAAAAUUUCUGCAUCCCACAAUUCAACUUGCGUGGUCUCUUGUCCUCGUGGGUUUGCGAAAAAGGGGAGAAGGUGCCAGCGAAUUACGGAAGGUAAUCAAUCCUUUAAUUUAUUUUGUAUGCAGCAAUGAUUAAAGGUCCUAAAUAAUUUUAAUUUUUAUUUAGCACUUGUUACUGAACAGGAUGUCAUGGCUUGGAAACGCGGCCGUGAUGGAUUCUCAAGGUCUAGUUUAUAUAACUGUAGCCACGUAGAAGCUGCGGCAGCGCAGGGCAUCCUGUCAAUUACUUCCAGGGUGGACAUUUUUGAAAAAAGGCCAAUUCCCGUCCUCAUCCCCAUAAGGGUAGAGACAGAUACUUAACAGUACCUUCUAUCGUACAGUAUUAUGAUAUUUCACUGCCACUGGGGCAUACUUGUAGGACUUAGCUUGUCUUUGGUCAAUUUUUCACUUUCAAAUAGUACCAUAUACCACUGGACGAACGAAAACGAUUCGCAAAUUAAACGCCACGUCUGGACGACAAUCUUUUUCAAAUUCAGGAAACAAAUUGUUUGUUGUUAAAGAAAGACAGAAAUGAGUGGAUGGGGCCUUAAGUGAGUCAACUGGACGGGGAUUCAUUUAAAUUUUCUGGAAAGACUUCUUUUUAAUUCAUUUCCCUGUAGAUGGCUGUGCUGGUGAAUAUUGUUUGACUUGCAAAGAGGGAUGGUUUCGAAUCAACUACAAUAAGAGGCGUUGCCAGCGCAAGUGCCCCAAAGGAUUUUACACCUUUAGGAGUAUACAAAAUUACUGCCUGAGUAAGUACAUUCUCUUUUGCAUUAUUAGACUGAUUUAGCAACAGGACGAGACCGUCAGUUGGCGACGGGAAAGCGCGCGGAAAGGACUAAACACGACUUCCGGUGCCCAAUUUGCCGCUCUGCCAUUGGUCAAGCCAGUUGUUUGAUUUGCGCGCGCCGUUGUCAACUGACGUUCCCGUUCUGUUGCUAAAUCAGCCUAUUAGGGAGCUUAAGCAGCGACGUUAUUGAGCGACGCACGUCAACCGGAAGUGAGGUAUUUUCCCUCUUAACAUGCCUUGAUGAUAUAAAAUUUGUAUUCCUUAGCUUCUUUACUGUUAUAGAGGCGAUUUGACUGAAAAUUUGCGCGAAACCACCGUCAAAAAAUGAAAAAAGGCCACUUCCGGUUGACGUGCGUCGCUCAAAAACGUUGUUGCUUAAGCUCCCUAUUAUCUCACCACAACGGGAAAUGCUAGAUUCCAUAGCUCAAAAGGAGUGAGCAACCCCACCCAAACCUUGUUUUCACGAAAACCGCUAGGCACCGCCACCUCCUUUUCAGCUGUGGAAACUACUGCCUACCCACCACAACAGCAUGUGCAUUAUUUGGAUAUCUGCCCCACCUGAAAACUGUAUUUUUGCUAAUAAAUUGCCAAAAAUCGUAAUCCUUUCUUAAUUAUCUUUAGUUAACAUUUCUCGUCACUAUAAUAUACAAAUGGGUCUUCAAAUUUUGCCAACAUUAACACAACGAAUAGACAGAUAGCUACUGAAGGCAUUCGUAAUAAGUCGGAGAAAAAUAUGAUUAUGAUGAUGAUGAUGAUGAUGAUGAUUAUCAUUUAUAUAUUUAUUUUACUUAGUGAUAAAAAUUGAAGAAGGUGGUGGUGGAGGCUGGAUGUCAUACAACUCCGAUGUUAGCUGAUAAAGGGACUCGUAAAGUUACAUUUAGUGAUAGUUAAGAUGUAGUGGAUUUUUUAAAACGUUUUUCCUUAACAUCUUUUUUUUUAAAAACAGGAUGUUCGGAAAACUGCGAAAAGUGCAGUAAUGGCUAUGACUGCCUCAAGUGCAAUUCAGAAACCUCAAGUCUGAAGGCCCCUGGUCUGCGCACUACCUGUGUGAAAAGUUGUCCCUUGGGUUACACGAAACAGGGAGAUCGGGCAAAGGGAAAAUCCUGUCAGCUUAUCAAAAGGUCAGUCAAAGGGAGUGAGUCUGGCCUCAUUGCUUUAAGUCUUCACGGUUUUGCAAAUGAGAACUAUCUCUGA
Porites lobata is the source of this 10945-nucleotide messenger RNA. NCBI's taxonomy places the organism in Eukaryota, Metazoa, Cnidaria, Anthozoa, Scleractinia, Poritidae. The record is from the annotation of a GenBank genome assembly.